CGGAAGUUUGCAGUGAGGUUGCCUCCAAACACACACACACACAGUGAGAACAGCAGACACUGAGCUGUUGCUUUCUCUCUCAGUUUAAUCUGACAGAAACUCUCUCAGGUUCUUCCUGAAGUCUCGGGCGGGACUCGGACCCAGAUGGCGUCCGCCGGACAACUGCAGCCUGUCGGGCCGGCGGGCCUCCGGGAUAGUCUGUCGAUCCACGGCAGCUCAGAGAAGCUGAACUCCAACGCGGUCAACCGCAUCCUCAUGGAGUGCUUGACGUACUUUGGCAGAGCCGUGCUCCUCUUUUACCCGGUCUACCUCACGGGCUACCUGGGCCUCAGCGUCAGCUGGGUGCUGCUGUGUAUGAUGAUGGUCACCUGGUGGGGCAAGAACCGCCAGUGGAAGGACGCGCGCAUCGGAACCGCGAUCGACUUCGUGGACAACGAGACGCACGUGAUCAACAGGGAACUGCACAGCGCGCUGCAGAUGGCAUCAUGGGUCCACUUCCCUGAUGUUGAGAAAGUUGACUGGGUUAACAAGGUGUUGGACCAGGCCUGGCCUUUCUUUGGGAUGUACAUGGAGAAACUCCUCAAAGAAAAUAUCCAGCCUUCUGUCAGACUCUCCAACGCGGCCCUCAGAAUGUUUACCUUCACUAAGGUCCACUUUGGACACAUACCUCUGAAAAUCACUGGAAUUAAAGCCUACACCGAAGAAGUGGACCAGAGGGAGGUGAUUCUGGACAUGAAUAUAUGUUACGAGGGCGACGUCGACAUCGACGCCUCGGUGAAGCCGCCCGUCACGGCCGGCGUCAAAGGCCUCAAACUCAAAGGAAUGAUCAGGGUCAUUUUGGAGCCUCUCAUUGGUCAAGUGCCGUUAGUGGGAGGAGUCACCUUCUUUUUCAUCCGUCGCCCGACCUUGCAGAUCAACUGGACCGGCAUGACCAACCUCCUGGACAGUCCUGCUUUCAGUUCAUUGUCUGAGGAGACCAUCCUGGACAUCAUCGCCUCGCUCAUGGUGUUGCCUAAUCGCAUGUGCAUCCCGCUCAUAGACCAGGUCAAAGUGGAUCAGAUGAGGUUCCCGCUACCUCGUGGUGUGGUCAGGGUUCACUUACUGGAGGCCAGAGACCUGGUGCCCAAGGAUACGUACAUGAUGGGAUUAGUCAAGGGCAAAUCUGACCCAUAUGCGACACUACGCGUCGGCAACAACCAUUUCAAGAGCAAGAUCGUGAAAGAGAAUCUGAACCCAGUAUGGGAUGAAGUGUUCCAGUUUGUUGUCCACGAGGCCCCGGGGCAAGAGUUGGAGUUGGAGAUAUACGAUGAUGAUACAGAUAAAGACGACUUCAUUGGAAGGUACAACCUUGAUUUUGGAGAAGUAAAGAGGGAGAAAGAAAUGGAUCGGUGGUUUCCUCUGGAAGGGGUCCAGAAUGGAGAAGUUCAUCUCAAGCUCCAGUGGCUUUCCCUGAACACAGAUGUCAGUCUGCUGACUAAGUCUACAGACGGCCUUGCUUGUGCAAUGCUUUCAGUGUAUCUGGACAGUGCUUCGAAUAUACCAAAAGACCACAGUGAGAUCGCUGACCUCCACAAACAUGGGAAGCACGCAAAGGAAGCUCGGCUCACAAGGAGGGUUCCUGAUCCCAACUCCUAUGUGGAACUUUCCAUUGAUAAUGAAGUUCAGAAAAGCAAGGUUGUGUUUGCGUCCAAAGACCCAGCGUGGGAGGAGGGCUUCACCUUCUUUGUGCACGACGUGAAAACACAGCAGCUCAGUCUUCAGGUCAAAGAGCCUGAGAAGAAGACUCCACUUGGGUCGCUAAGCUUGCCCCUCACUCGCCUCCUCAACGCGUCCGACAUGACACUGGACCAGCGCUUCCUGCUGGAGCGCUCUGGAGCAAACAGCCAGCUCAAACUGAAGGCCACUCUCAGGGUUCUUACAGUGGAAAAGCCUCCACCCAAGAUCAUUUUGAAUCCUUCUCCACAAAGCAACAACGGCUCCGCGUUCACUCCCUCCGAAGCAACGUCCUCCUCUCCAGCACUUUCCUCCAACAAUAUUCCCACCACCAAUGACCCAGCAGCUCUUUCCCAGAGAGGCACUGGAGGAGAUCAUUUGACUCACCGCCGUGGGUCUUUUCUGGCCUCUGAAACUAUGCGGUCACAGCCCGCAUCGAAAAGCAUGCGUCGGUACGACUCUCACAGCCUCCUGUCGGAGAACUCCAUCGCUUCCUCGCGUUUUGACCUCUCAGAUGGGGCCUCGUAUCCACUGGCCCUCAGGAAUCACCAGGGUUCUUUUGGGGAGAUCCACCUGACUGUACGCUAUGCCUCUCUGAGAAAAAAACUCAUCGUCCUGGUCAACGCUUGCAGGAACAUAUUCCCCUGCAGUGACAACGGCACAGACUCCUAUGUUCGCCUGUAUUUGCUCCCUGACCAAAGCUGGAGACACCGCAAGAGGACACAUGUCAAAAGGAGGACAGUCAAUCCCGUCUUCAACGACAAGUUUGAGUUUGAUGUGUCACUUGAGGCGGCGCAAACAAGGAAAUUAGAUGUUUCUGUGAAAAACAACAAAAUGUUCCACAUACGAGAGAGGAAAGACAUUGGCAUGGUCGUGGUUGAUCUUUCCCAAAUAGAUCUGGUCAAAGGCACUACUGAAUGGUAUGAACUCUUGCUGCCUGGGCUGAAGAAAUCCAGCUAGAUACCGGAGGAUCAAACUUCUCCUCCCAGCUUGAACGGCAGCUUCUCUGUCACAACAUGGCAAACUGCAGGCCUCAUAAAUAUCCUGAGAAUAUUCCUUAUCUUCACUGAUCAAAUUAUGGUUUGUUUGGUGUUUUUUUUUUUGCAAAUGCAGCAGUGAAACCAACCGCAGAUACUGGACAUGCUAGUCAUUUUGGUCCUACUAAAAGCUGGGGUAGGCAGGAUUGCUGUAAUAGUGAUAAUCCCGUCCCACCAGAUGUGCAGGAACAAAAGCAUUCUUUUCAUACCUGACUGAUGUCUCAAAACAAUCGCACUUGUCCCACCUUUUGUUUUUUGGGUUCCUUUGCAGCGUAGGCAGUUGUCACCGAUGCUGAAAUAAUGACCUGUUCUUCAAGAGAUUUGUAUACAUUAGUAGGAAUGCAUAUUAUCUCAAAAUUGCACUGUGAUUGGUCAGUGGGCUCUUUGCGCAGCAGCCAUUUUGACAUGUUUCAAGAGGAAAAUCACAGAUGUUACUGAUCACAUUAACAACAUCCCUGUUAAUUUUAUAUAAGUCAGAUCAGUGUGCCUGAACCAGUAUUCACCCUGAAACAAUCAAUCAAUAUAUAUGCAUUUAAUUAUUUACAUCAGUGAUUUUCCCAAUGGGACCUGUCAAAAUGGCUGCUCUGCAGAAUAACUCCAGUCACUGGACAUAUUUCUCCAAGGAUGAGUAGAAUCAGCUUCUCUUUUUUUUUUAGAUUAUAUUGUAAGGUUGUUAUAGAAUUUUUCAUUUAAUAACACCAAAAAUAUGUUGUGUACCCCAGAUUUAAGGUUUUACAGGGAAUAAGUGGUUUUAGUGCAAUUUACUUCACUUGUAAUGUUAACAAAACAUUCUGAUUUGAAUACACUCCAUUAGACAGCAGGCAACUACUUAAACACUAGGCUUUAAUUAUUAUUUUUGUAUCUCAGAUUUUGUGAGCACAAAGUGUUUUAUUUGUUCAUAAACUCAACAAUUCUGAAUGGUGAUGCAGUCACUAAGCAAAAACCUAAGAAUGUAGACGACCAUUUGACGUGAAACGGCAGGUAAACACAGGGGUAACUAAUGAUAUGAACAAGUUUUUGGUUAGAUUGAGUAAAGACUCAUUAUUAACACCUGUUAACUUGACUGCUGUGAAAUCAGUAAUAUGUCUCUGUUUUGGCUUUUAAGUGGGACUAAGUAGUUCUUUUUAUAU
Solea senegalensis (Senegalese sole) is the source of this 3880-nucleotide messenger RNA. It is a transcript of the gene esyt3, whose product is annotated as extended synaptotagmin-like protein 3. Bases 145 to 2673 code for a protein of 842 amino acids. NCBI's taxonomy places the organism in Eukaryota, Metazoa, Chordata, Actinopteri, Pleuronectiformes, Soleidae. The record is from RefSeq and is a predicted model, not a curated record. Gene Ontology annotation, molecular function: lipid binding. The transcript is spliced from 23 exons. Gene Ontology annotation, biological process: lipid transport.